Messenger RNA from Octopus bimaculoides (California two-spot octopus), 5401 nucleotides. RefSeq names its product acyl-CoA:lysophosphatidylglycerol acyltransferase 1. Gene Ontology annotation, cellular component: endomembrane system; endoplasmic reticulum. The record is from RefSeq and is a predicted model, not a curated record. Gene Ontology annotation, molecular function: acyltransferase activity. NCBI's taxonomy places the organism in Eukaryota, Metazoa, Mollusca, Cephalopoda, Octopoda, Octopodidae. Gene Ontology annotation, biological process: phosphatidylinositol acyl-chain remodeling.
GUUGCAUUUAAUCAGUUCAAUUUUGCUCGCUUCUGCUGCUGCUGCUGCCAUGGAUGUCAUACCAAUGUGGUGGUUCUUUAUCUCUUGACAUUAUAUUAUUAACUGUCGCCUGGUUCCCCCCCCUUUUGUAUUUUUUUUUUAUAGCUUUAUCAACAUCAUACAUCUGAUUCUUACCUCUACCAACCAACUGCACAUGAUAAGCUGCUCAAAGUGCCGCUGCUGCUAUUGCUGCUGCCGCUGCUCCUGCUGGACCUUUAAUGUGAAAUUUGUCCCCAUCUGAAAAUGCUUGAUGUGUACAAUAUUCUUCCUCAUGUGACCAGCCUUCCGUUACCAUUUCGCAUCAUUGGACACCUUCUGCGCAUAGUAUGGAUGGUUCUAACCACAAUCUAUGCCAUUCCGCCAUAUCUUGUCUGGACAUUCCUUGUAUUUCCUCUUCGAUUCUUUUAUUUGGAUUUCUACUGGAUGAUUGAGGGUUUCCUCUUCAGUGGAUUAUUGGCCAUAAUAAGUUCUUGGCUUAUCACAGGACAAUAUCAAAUUAUUGAGACCGGCGAUGACAUCAAUUACAUCUUGGAUGAGAAUGUGCUCCUCAUUGCCAAUCACCAGUCCACUGCCGACGUACCAGCAUUGAUGGACCUGAUGCACAGCAAGGCCAAUUUGUCCAAGCGAGUUAUGUGGAUUAUAGACAGUACCUUUAAAUAUACUCACUUUGGACUUGUUUCGAAUCUCAGAGGAGAUUUUUUUAUCACUCAGGGAAAAGAUGCUCGUGACAGCACCCUACAACAGUUGCGUUCCCACUUAAGGAGCACCUUCCAUACGAUACCUCGGAAAUGGCUCGUUUUGUUUCCCGAAGGAGGUUUUCUACGCAAGAGAAAACUUGCAAGUCAAAGCUUUACAUAUCCCAAAUUCAAGUAUGUUGUGGAUGUCACUAUCGCAUAUCCUAAAGGUCGGCCUCUUGAUAUCCAUGGUAUUGGUAUUGGCUAUUGGCCCCCCUGUCAUAUCCUUAUGCAUUAUCGGAUAUAUCCUGCCAGCAAGAUCCCUGUCGAUAACAAAGGACUUACAGACUGGAUGAAUGAACUUUACAUUGAAAAGGAGAAGAUGCUGGGCAACUACUACAAGCAUGGGGUCCUCCUCAGUAUGACAGACCAGCAGAAGCGUGAUUUCCCAAGAAUUGGUGCCCGGCAGAUUUCUCCUGACUUGCUUGGUGAUCUUUUAUAUCACACAUUUUAUAUUGUCUCUGCGUAUAUCCAGUACACUGUCAUUUCUUCGAUAUUACGCAACUGGUGGUAGCAGUUGAUUGUUGUACAUGGCUUACUUUCAUGCACACACACACGCACACACACACACACACACACACAUAUUUUCACACAUGAUAAGAGGUAUAUGUGAGUGUGCCUGCAUUCGUAUACAUAUAAUGUUUGUGUGUGUGUGUGUGUGUGUGUAUGAACAUUUUGUACAGUGUCUUCAAUAAUAUUUAACAUAGUUGGGAGUAACAUUCUAUACAUAAACAAACACAUACACACACACACUUGCAUACACAAUAUAUUUUCAUGUACAUAAACUCACACAUACUCACAUACACAAACACACUCUAUUACACACUUGCACUAUAGCAUUAGUAUAUCAUGGUAUUGCCCACAUCAAUGGCAAAUAUCUCAGAAAUUCCCUAAAUCCUAUUAACAACAUUUGACUUGUGUCAUACACAGCUACUUGGUGAGGUGUGGGGUCACAUUGUGGAGGAAGAAAGGGGUUGUUUACCUUGAGAUACAGGGUGUCAUAGAUAGGCAGAUAGGAUCAUGCAUAUAUUAUAGAAGCUCACUGCCAUAUUGCUCAUCAAUGUUAUUAGACAAAGUAUUAUCCGCUUUAGUAUCCAUUAAUGUUAUGAAGCUCAUACUUUCAAUUGGAAAAAAGAAAUGCAAACAAAGCAGACAACCAAAUAAACAUUUGAACUUCUCUGUAAACAAGUUUUGCAGUGAAGCCAUUUAUUUUUUUAAUGGUUAAUAUAGUCCCAGGCUAUUUUCGACUUAAUCUUCAGCAUAUCUCUUCAACACAUUCACUUGACCUUACUGAGGUUUACAAGGUAGCUCAGGGUUAAACCUAAUUCUCUAUUGUUAUUUUUUAUAAUUUGAGUAACAACUCAUAGUCUGACUGGAGGUUUUCUCAAAAAGGGAGUUGAAUUCAAAGAGAAGAUCUGACACAUAGAGAAUUAAAAGAAAUUUGCAGGUAAGUAUUGGACUUUCUGCCUUGAAAUAUUCUAUGAAGAUGGUAUAAUUUUUGGUUUGGAGAAAGAGGAUAUGCCUUCUCCCAUAAAUUUUUUUUUAUAAAGAAGGUAAUAUUUUUUCAAGGAGAGGGUAUGUUUUGUCCCUUGAAAUUUUCUAUGAAGUGGGUAGACUUUUCACGAAGAAGAAUUUCAGGGGUAUACCUUUUCCUUUGGAACUUUCUUAAAGUAAAGGAAAAUUUUGGGCGUAUCUACCUUCUUGAAAUUUUUUCAGUAAAUAAAGCAGAAUUUAGAGUGAAAAUAUCUUCUCUCCUCUUGAAACUUCUAUAAAUGAUGGGAAAUUUUCUGAUGCAUACACCUGGAAUUUUUCAUUAAAGAAAACAGAAUUUAGAGGGAAGAUAUUUUCCCUCUUGAAAAUUUUCAUAAAUAAUGUGACAAAUUAAGGAUUAGUAAACUAUGAAAUAUUUAGUAAUGGUGGGAAAAUUAAGGUAUGUACCUUAUCCCUUCAAAUAUUCAUUAAUGAUUGAAGAAUUUAAGGUGGAAGUACCUUCUGGUAAGAAAUUAUCUUACAUAAUGAAAGCAUUUGGAGGUAAAUCCUUUGAAGUGUGGAAUAAUAGUUGAGGCUUUUACCACCUGAGAAUGCUAGCCUUUAUGAUUGGACUUUGUUCUGUUCUUCAAUUUCAACAUCUGUGAGUCAAAAAACAAUCAAGUCCUGCAGCAGCAUUUAGAAACACCUUUUUAUUUAUAUAUUUAUUUAUUGCUUUUUAUCGUUAGCGGUGUGUUGUGAAGUAACGUGUUUCACUGGUUCAAAGUAAAUCGAUCAGUCAACAUCAUCAGAUAUUGAACAAUGAGAUUUAUCCAGAAUCUUGAGUCAUGAUAACAGAACAGCCACUGACUCACUGCUUGGUUGGACUAAGUCUACAGUUCCAGGUGACUGACAAAGAACAAGAUAACAAUCAGAUGUCAUUAUGAGAUAUGAUAAAGUGUUUAGUUAAUCAAUAUUGUUAAUUAUUGAUCUAAUCAGCAUCAACCAUUGAUUCUUUACUCUCUCAGUCAUUCAGUAUUGCUGGGGCAGGGCGCAGAUGAAGAAGAACAGGGUACUUUCACUAAUUUCUCUCUUAGAAAUAUUAUUUUAUUUUAGAGUUCCUAAUAAAGUAACAUGAAAUAUCUGCAUUUUAAUGAUCUGAAUCAGGAGUUUGGGAUUCACUAAGUAAAAGGGUUCAGCAGUGGGAUACUCAACCACUUUUAUUAUAAUGAGUUAGUAGUUUCGUUGAAUGAACAACAAGAAUAUUGUAGAAACCAGUCAGCAGAUGCAGUUAUUGAAUCUGUGUGUGUGUGUGUGUGUGUGUUCAGUGUACAUCUGGCUGUGUGGUUAAACAGUUUGCUUCACAAUCAUGUUGGCUAUGAGUUCAAUCCUAAUAUGUGACACCCUGAACCAGUAUUUUCUGACGACAGCCCUGGGUUAACCCAAGCUUUGUUAAUGAAAUUAAGGGAGACAGAAACCAUGUGGAAUACUCAGUUGGAUUAUUUCAAUACACACACACACACACACACACACACACACACACACACAUAUGCACACGCGCGCGCACACAUCUUUUUCUAAUUCUACCUUAGGAAUAUUAUCAAGCUACAUCUGUCAGUGGAAUAUUCAGCCAGUUAAACUAUAAAAAAAAAUAUAGAGUGUAUAGUUAUUCUAUUGGUUGAAUGUUUGUCAAAAUCAACUUGAAAUCCAUCAAUAACCAAUAUUUCAAACCCAUACCCAUUCAUAUAACUAGUGGUCCUUGUUUAAGUAUUUGAUGAAGAUGGAUACCCAGAUAAGAUGUGCUGCAUUAAACCUUUUAGCUUCGAGGUGACAAAAUUUCUCUCCCUUCUACAACAACUUCAACAACAGGUUUUGUAUAUCCCAUGAUGCAUUUGUUCCUCCUCAUUGUUUUACCCUGUCCCAACCAUCACUACCACCCUUAAAUGUUGUAUCAUAUAUUUUUCCAAAACCUUAUUUUCGAAGGGUGCAAGCAUUUAAAAAAUCCCACACCUUCUCCUCCUGCCCAUGUUUUUCCAAGUAACAACCUACAGAAGUUCAUGCUGAACAUAAACCUCAAUUGAACAUGGUAAUAUGAAAUCUAUGGGUACUGCCCCACCUCACUAAAUAUGAAAGAAAAUUCCUGAUCAUACAAACAUGAUCUGUGAACAUUAAAAAAAAAAUGAACAUUUAGGGUGAACAUAGUCCCACCCAACUAGUGAGGGCAGGGAAUAUCUGUGCUGUACCUUACCAGUUCUGCUAUGACCAGCACCAGGCCCUGUAGACAUACAAAAACAGAUUGGACAGUGGAAGAAACCCAACAUAUCUUGAGUGUCAAAUCUAUGGUGCACCACAGUGUGACAUAGGAUCUUCAAUGAGUUGAAGAGAGGACUGUAAUAUCUUUAGUGCUAGAUCUGUUGGUCAUAAUCAAAGAUUUUCUCAACCAGCCACCAUCUGAAAAGCAGAAUUAACUUUGAGGAUAUACAACCACAAUAAUAUAUAUUUUGAUAUGACUGUAAUUUUACAAACUACAAACCUUAUUUUUGGUGGUAAAAAAUGCAUUAAUUUUUACAUCUGCACAACUGAUUUAUCUUUGCUCAUCAUCAAAUGACUUAUUCUUGGAUAUGUACGUACAGUACUGGACUGAAUUUGAACUGGGAACCCUUUAUUUCCAAACAAAGAAUAGUAAUACUCUUUCCCACUAAGGUCAACAGUUUCCAAACUUAUUCUGGUACCAAACCCAUUACACAAUUUUCCAAAAAUUACAUAACCAACCCCUAUAUUUUAUGGACCUCCCUCACAACUUGGUUUUAACAAGAUAUUAAAUAGUUGUUUUAGAAUAUUCUUUCACAGAAUGCUGGGAAUUUUUGGAACCCUCUUUGAAAAACAUUACACCAGGUCACUGACACAUGUACAUGUACCCAAGAAUAAGGCCCUUGAUGGUGGUCAGAGAUCAAACUAUUCUAAACAUAAUGCAAAUGUAAAUAUUGAAAUAUUUUUCACCUCUAAUGAUGAGUUCCCCUAACAUAGAGUGAUUUACAGUUUGCUAUCAUAGACAUUUGAACAUUUUAUCAUCACAUAUAUUGUUUUCAAAUUUUAGCACAAAGGCAGCAAGGUUGGGGUGAGGCUAAGUCAAUUACUUCGACCCCAGUGUUCAACUGGUA